Molecule: messenger RNA, 939 nt
Organism: Thamnophis elegans (Western terrestrial garter snake)
Lineage: Eukaryota; Metazoa; Chordata; Lepidosauria; Squamata; Natricidae
Gene: VGLL2
Product: vestigial like family member 2
Exons: 4
Coding region: 1-939 (312 amino acids)
Biological process (GO): regulation of transcription by RNA polymerase II
Cellular component (GO): nucleus
Source: RefSeq, a predicted model, not a curated record
AUGAGCUGUCUGGAUGUUAUGUACCAAGUCUACGGUCCUCCCCAGCCUUACUUCGCAGCAGCCUACAGUCCUUAUCACCAGAAAUUAGCCUUUUACUCGAAGAUGCAGGAAGCCGCCGAGAGCGCCAGCACCAGCGGCAGCAGCAGCUCCUCCUUCUCCAACCACGCCGCCCCGGCCAGCAUCAAGGAGGAGGAGUGCAGCCCGGAGAAAGAGCGCCCCCCCGAGGCCGAGUACAUCAACGCCAGGUGUGUCCUGUUCACCUACUUCCAAGGGGACAUCAGCGCCGUGGUGGACGAGCACUUCAGCCGAGCCCUCAGCCAGCCCAGCAGCUACUCGCCCAGUAGCGCGAGCCUCAAAGCCGUCGCAAGGAGCUCCGCCCCUUGGAGAGAGGGAUCUUUUCCCAUGAGCCAGCGUAGUUUCCCACCCUCCUUCUGGAACAGCACUUACCAACCUUCCUCUGUGCCUGCCUCUUUGGGCAGCCCACUGGCAGCUACUGCCCACAGUGAACUGCCCUUUGCUACAGCGGACCCUUAUUCUCCAGGCUCACUACACAGCCACCUUCAUCAGGGCCCCCCGGAACCUUGGCACCCAGCUCACCACCACCAUCAUCACCAUCACCACCCAUACAUCGGUGCACAGAGUUCUGCUUACCCUCGGCCCACCACAGUGCACGAGGUCUACAGCCCCCAUUUUGACCCUCGCUAUGGUUCGCUGUUGGUGCCUGCUGCUUCUGUGCGUCCCCACCGCCUCACUCCUGCCUCGGUGCCCACUCCAGUAAGCCCUCAGUGUGAGCUAGGCAAGAAUGAGCCUGCCACAUCAACAUGGACAACGCCAGCUCCUUUUGCUGGUCCUGCGGGAGAGAUGGCACAGAGCUUAGGGCUGAAUGUGGAGACAGGUUUGCAACCUCAGGAUAAAAGCAAAGAUCUCUACUGGUUUUAG